AUGGGUGAUACUGGUAUUCAGGAUGACUGGUCUACUGAUUCCAACGAGGCCGUCCAUGUCUCCCUCGUCACUCCCGGGCAGACACUCCAUACCUUCCAUCCGAAGUUCACCUACCCUAUCUUCGGCGACGAGGAGCGAAUCUUUGGUUACCAGGGAUUGAAGAUCAAUAUCAAAUACCACGUCUGUGACAUGCGCCCGGUGGUUCAAAUUACCUAUAAUAGGAAGUUCAAGCCAGUGGGGGAGACGGAACCCACCGAUCUGAAGGCUAUUUUGGAGGAUUUCUUGCCAAAGACUGCUUUCGAGAAGACAGCUGUAUUUGAUGCCGCCAUUGCCGAUCCUUCCUACACCACCUGGAAACCGCCCGGGGAGCUAUGGAAGACCAUCCAGAGCGGGUCGCAAACUCUCGAGGUCUGGAAGGGCAGUCUAGCCGACAUGGCUGUUCAGCAGAUGGUCAAGCGGAUGCAAAUACUAGUCCCAUUCUUCAUUGAAGGCGGUACAAUGAUCGAGCUGCGGGAACCCGAAUGGUCACUGGAUAGAUGGACUGUAUUUUUCCUCUACCAGAAGAACGUGGUUGAUGUGGGCUCAUCAUCAUCCCCAUAUACCUUCAUGGGCUAUUCGACUGUUUAUAGAUACUUCCUGUAUCAACCCAUCGCACCCUCGGGAUCCGCCCCUGCAAAGAAGCAACCUAUCCAUCACGAGGCUAAUCUAGAUUUCAAGCUCCCGUUGCCCGAGGUUCCUUUUUCAUCUCUACCUUGCCGGUCUAGAAUAUCCCAGUUCAUCAUUUUGCCACCAUUUCAAGGAGGAGGAAGCGGCUCGCGGUUCUACAACGCAAUAUUCGAUUACUUCCUCAAAGACCCGACCACCAUUGAAAUUACAGUUGAAGAUCCGAAUGAAGCUUUUGAUGAUUUAAGAGAUAUCAAUGACUUGGCACGUCUCCGGACUGUUUCCAAAUUCAGCGCUCUGCGAAUCAACAAAAACUCGAAGCCGAGAUCGAAAGGCCCAGUGCCCCGGGAUAUAGUUGACAUGGAUGCCAUGGAAAGGAUUCGCAGCAAAAUGAAAAUUGCUCCUAGGCAGUUCGCUCGAGUUACUGAAAUGCAGCUCCUCUCUAUGAUUCCACUUGGCGUAAGGCAGUCGCUGAUCGAUCACCCGAAGAGUUCAAUUCCGGAUCUAGCGGCGAAAGAACAUGAAUACCAUCUCUGGCAACUUUGGGUCAAGAAGCGACUUUAUAGGCACAACAAGGAUAUGCUCAUGCAGCUUGACCGCGCGGAGAGGAUUCAGAAGCUGGAGGAGGUAACGGGAGGUGUCGAGGCCGAUUAUGCUAGGCUAUUAAGGAAUUUUGAGCAGCGGGCCAGGGGCUCGGCUCACCUCACAACCUCGAAUGGCAAGAGAUCGUCGUCCGAUGAUACCGAGGAAAACGAUAACGAACCACCAGCGAAGAGAGCCAAGCUUGCUUCGUAG
Messenger RNA from Venustampulla echinocandica, 1458 nucleotides. Its product is annotated as Acyl-CoA N-acyltransferases (Nat). Lineage: Eukaryota; Fungi; Ascomycota; Leotiomycetes; Helotiales; Pleuroascaceae. Gene Ontology annotation, cellular component: nucleus. The transcript has 3 exons. Gene Ontology annotation, molecular function: histone H4 acetyltransferase activity; histone binding. The coding region runs from base 1 to 1458 and encodes 485 amino acids. The record is from RefSeq and is a predicted model, not a curated record. Gene Ontology annotation, biological process: subtelomeric heterochromatin formation.